AGAACGCGCCACGCCCUGCUUUCGACGUUGCCGUGUCCGCGAUGGACGGCCCGCAUAAUGAGAAACACGAAUCAGUGGCCUCAUCGUUCUCCCGUAUCUUUAGUCGCGUGCGCUGCGACUCCGUGCGCGUUUGCCUUUGCUUAUCGCGUUCUUGCGCAGCUUUAAUUAGCUAGCCGCCAUCUCUUGGUCGCUAUGCUACUUCUACGUACUUGCUUGUUCCUUUUAUUUCUUUUGCAGUCAUAUAUCUUCGCUCAUAACCAUAAAGAUGGUACGGCGACGCUUCGAAGCAUAUAUCAACAAAACACGUGCGAAUUAGAUGGACCAUAGAAUGUGCUUGUUAAGAUACCAACGCAGUUAAAAGACAUACACACAGAAUCCUGAUAGCAGUGUUAAGGAGAUUAAGGAGGUUACUUUAAAAGCGUGCACUACAGCAGCGACAACGACGACGAAGAACAAAGGAGAGCAUUGCUUAUGCAGGGGAAAGAAGGAAAAGGAGGGGACAUGCCAUAAGCUGCGUACCCGCGGCACGCCAUCUACAUCGGCUUUGUGUAUUUCAUGGUUGCGCAAUAGCGCGCGACUCGAGAAAGCCGAGCGCGCGACGCACGCUGGCAUUUUUGCUUUUGUACGUCGGUCAUAGGGUUGCGCACAACACUUCGUCCAACAAUUGAUUGCGCUUCAAAGAGAGGCGAAACUCGAAUCGGACGGCGAAAAGGGAGAAGGGGAAAAGUGAAGUCGUAAAAGAGGGUACGCAACACCCAUCCCGCGACAAACUGUACCGAACAAGGGCACAGAAGGCAAGAGAGACGGAUUACCAACAUUACAGUCAAACGGAGAACAAAGGGGGAAGGGUGUAAAGAGAGAAUGGAGGGAGGACGGAAGACGCAGACAAAGAGACGAAGAAAGAGGAAAGGUGCAUGCGAUGAGAAAGGGUGGGGAAGAGGAAAGGAAAGGAAGAUCGGUCUCUUGGUGCAGAGCGUAGUGGUUAUAAAGAGAAGCGGCAUCGCUGCACGGCUACUUGGCUCUCCAGGGCCAGGAUAUUUCAAUACCGACGGUGGUCGGCCACCGCCGACGUGGCUACGAAGAGGGGAAAUGCUUGUGACGAUGUGCGCUUGUACAUAUAUAUAUAUAAAUGUAUAUAUGUAAAUGGUGUAUAUAUGUACUUCCCCUUGUACCCCUCACCCACGUGCCCGCCCUACGCGACAGCACAUACGCGGUAUAUACGGCUUUACACACCCGUGGGCGUUAAAGAGAAAGAGAGAGAACGAGAUAUGACCGGUGGCACGGUAGCGCGCUCCGCUAUUCGGGUUUCCUGCACGAGGGGAAGAGUGUGAUGGGGAGGGAGAGAAUUUGCUGUCUCUGUUUGAACAUACACAGAGGGGGAAAGUUGCGGCAAAACGGAAAGGCUGUUGUCGAAGGGGAAUACAGGGACGCGCGCGGCACGGCGAUGGGGACCUCGAACUGAACCGUCGACCGACGAUCGUCCGUGAGCCCGCCUUCUCGACGAGUCGAGGGGAACGGACGUGGGCUGUGCCACUCGUCGAUUGGUCGCCGUGCUCAGCGGGGUUAGAAGCGUUGGUAGCGCCUCGAGAAUCCCACCAAUCGAGCGCCACUGUCGUGGCUUUUUUAUCCUGCUAUUUGCGCCGAAGGACGGAGAAGAGCAGAGGUUCCCCCAUCUGGCUCUCUCACUCCUUUUGUAUCCCUCUCCUUUUCCUUUGCUGAACCGCUCUCCCUAUGUGUUCGUCGGCACGGAGAGGACACUCUCGUUUCGGGAUCCGUUGAGGUUGCACACGUUUUCACGAACAGUGCCGCCGGUUUUACUGCGACGCGCUCUAUUCUACGUUGAUCGUACUCGAUACCGUGUGUUAUCAUUCCGGCGAGUUUCCGAUUUUUGCGAAUAGUCCGUUCGAAAACGUCUGUUUAUUAUAAAAGCAUCGUAUGCGAUGCCGUGCGGUAGUGUUAUGUAGUGUGUGACAGUACGUCGCAAGAGGAUACAGUGUUGCCAGAUCGUGGGCGCGAAUCGACACGGCAAAAGCGGUACCUUGAUCGCUUGAAGCAUCGUGAUUAAAUCACGCGUGUGUUUCUAGAAGGACACAUCGAUCGAUUCGUUUUGUUUGUGAUAACAAGUGAUAAACGUAACGACGGCAUAGUCGAUUCUCGAGUUAAUCGGGUAAUACGCCAGUGACAUUUGGUGCGGUGCUAUCGACGAAAUAGAGUUGGCAACGUUGCAUCGACUGGUCUCUCACACAAAUAUACGCAUACACGUACCUAGAAGGGAACUUGGGGUGGCUGGCUAGCAGGCAGGCGGCAGGCAGGCAAGCAGGCAGGCAGCUUUCUUGUUCCGAGGACGGCGCUCCUGGUCGCGCCGUCUCUCUUUUCUACCUCCAUUGCGCUUGCUCUUCUCUCCCUCUUCUCCCCACCCUUCUCGUCCUCGGUCACUCAAUCACACUCUCCUUCUUUUGCUUUCUCUAUCUUUCUCUCUCCGUUGUAUGCGCGGCGCACGUACCGUUGAGAGUUUCUCCCUUCCCCUUCUGAUACUCUUUCUCUACCGUUACCCCCUCCCCUCCUAACCUCGAGCGGGUCGGGCGAGUCCACUAAGCUUGCGAGGGGAGUUCGGCAGACCUCGGCUCUAGUCGGCCUCGAUCCGCAGAAUGUGCUAGACGCUGUGAGUCGAUCGCUCCAGUUUUUACAUAUUCGUAUAUAGACAGACUCAACGCCGUUCACGAGGCUUUAAAACGUCCUAUUGCACUUCGUACACGGAUCCACGAGUUUCCAGUGCCUAUAUCGACGUUAGUUUUCACCAUCAGUUUCGGACGCACUCGAUCAGCGUAUAUCCGUACGACGGCCAUGUUUGGUGUUUACGAGGUGAGGGGGAAUUGCUGACGUCACGAACCCCGAUCUUGCACGAAGGGAGUAGCAGCACCAGCAGAAGCAGAAAACGUGUGUUGCCGGCCAACACCAGGCACCACUAUAAGUCUCGAUACCAAUUCGGAGACGAGACACACAAGUCAAGCGUACUCGUAUUCCUCGACAAAUAUCGUACGCAGAUUUAUCCGUAAGGUGAACACACGUAGAAGAAACUCGCGGCGCGCAAACUGUGCCGCUUGAAAUUCCCUUCCCGAUGGGACGUGCGUGUACGCCGACUUCGCUCGUGUUCGCCGGUCUUGCCGCGACUACUGGCCUUUCAAAAAACAUCGGUCGCAUUGCCGCCUCGCUGCUGAAAUAGCAGCCACUCUAAUCACCAGUCGGUCGACUCAGUCCCGAUCAGUGCGAAAAACAUCGAGCAAUGCCGAGUCUUCUCGUAUACGAGACAACACGUGUUUAUUGUGUUUACACGGUGUGUCAUCUCGAUUAAAUUAGAGCAUCGUGGUCAGAUUACGGCAUAGGUACAUAUGGUGUUACGUUACUCAGUGUGGUUUUUUAGUGACACCCUCCACUCUCUUAUUGGAUAUAUUAACAGCUUUUAUUACGGAUCUAACGAACAAGGAUUAAAAACAUGGAUCUAGGUGACAGAGUUUACGCCGCGGAACGGAUUAUAAAGAAGAGGGAAAAGCGGGGCAAAGUAGAGUACUUCGUAAAAUGGAAAGGAUGGAGCAAAAAACACAACACAUGGGAACCCGAAGAAAACAUUUUAGACGUCAGGUUAAUUGAAUUAUACGAAGAAAGUCAAAAAGGUGGAGAUGUGACUGCAAGGAGACCUAGGCGGAGGGAUACUAGAUAUAACGAACACGUUUUGGCUAACUUGGUCGUCGAGGAAGAGCCCGGCGGAGACGAGAGAGUUGGAGAAGAUAGUCAAGACGAAUCAACUAUCGGUAGCACCUCCGCGCCUCGCCUAAAUCCCGUUGCACCUGACGAAGAUACGCUUCCGAGUUCCGUCGAUGGGCACGAAUCGCCAACAGCCCCAGAAUUAUCUGCAUCCGCGUUCAGUGUUGAUUCAGAUUGUUCCAAUAGUAGUAUAGACAGUCCUCUACUGCCUAGGAGAGAACCGACUGGUACGAAAAGAAAGGCCGAGGUUCUCAGCAAAGAAUCGGGAAAAAUUGGUGUUACCAUUACUACGAGCAGUCCAAGCAGUGGUAGUGGAAGUCCUCCUCCAAACAAAAUACCUCGACUAUUGCCCCUGAAGAGUAAUCCAACGUCUCCCUCUUAUCACAGUCACAAGGUAAACGGCAGGAGGCCGUCAUCGUCAAGCGUGAAGUCGACACCGGAGGAACCGCUGCCAGCGGUGCCGACGACACCAGCUCCAGCGGUGCAAGAGAAAAAGCGUGCCGAAGCUGACGUGCCUCACGGUCCUCCACCCUCGCUGCCGCGUGCACCGCCAGCACCUCUCUCCCCUCAGAUAGACACGCCUUUGGAACAGCCUACCAAAAAGAGGCACUUGUCUGAGCAAAAACAAGAGAAGUCGAACGGAGCUGUGACAGUAGACGCGAACGGUCACAAGUCACCUAGCCCUACGGAUUCAUAUACAAACAACAACAGGUUACCGACCGUCGUCAAUGGGCAUCAUAGUCAUAACAAUAGCAACAAUCAUAACAACAGUAAUAGCAACAAUAGCAAUACAUCGAGCGUGAAGCAAACGGAAAUCUCGAAGACCGACAUGUAUGUCCCUCUUUCAAGUCCUGGUACGGAUUACUGGCACGCGCGGAAUCCAGUUGCCGAUCAGGUGUUCAUUACAGACGUGACGGUAAAUUUGAAGACCGUUACCAUCAGGGAGUGCAAGACUGAAAAAGGAUUCUUCCGGGAAAGGGAUCCAAAGAGCGAUAUCUAUUAACGAUCUUUAAAUAAGGACGCUUUAAUGCGAAUUUCUAAUACUGAACCAGCUUGUAAAUAUAAAUUAUUUUCACACGUUGAAGUGUAGAGUCGAAAAUACUGAACACACACAUAUAUAUAUACGUAUAUGUAUACUUAUAUUAUAUGUCGGAGAUGAAAGGACACCGGAGCCUUCCCUCUGGAACUUCGGGAAAAUCCGUAAAAUUGUAAUUAAAGCUUACAGUUUGUGAUUAAACAACUUACCGUCAUUCUACCCAAUUGUACUUGUUGGCGAUCGGUUAUAAUAAACUUGGGCUCAAGGCGACCAUCAGCCGCCAAAUGUAGCCGCGGUCAACGGGACGGGCACUUCUGACAAAGGUACGGAGGGAUAGUAUGACCCUCAUUAAAAAAAUACCCUUAGAGGUACCUGACAGUACAACAUGCCAACAGUUCCUUCGGACAAUGAAUACCGGAUGUUGAGGCACUUACAUAGCACAAAUCCAGUUAGCCCGAAGAUCCGCUAUAAAACCUGGGUUUUUUCGGUAAUUAAGAUUCUUCAAACGGACAAGCAGUCUUUGCCCCAAAUUGGCCAAUUGACAGCGACGUCAAUUUCGCUUACUUUCGGAACGAGGGCUAUACUCGACGAAUCCGAUGAACUCGUGUCCGUGGACACAUCCCAUCAUAGCUUUCCUCAGUGGCAUCAUCGGGACGAAAAUUCAUUCUUUCUUGAGAUCUGAUCGACGAAGGGAGUAGCGUCUUACGAUCGAUGAGUGGUACACGUUUCAGUUAGAGCAAGUAUAUCUAUUCUCCCGUUGACCGUGGAUUCGUUAUCGAACCAACGUCGCUAGUAUCGCAAGUGCCCAACCACCGCGGUUGAUCGUCAAAUCGGUAGUAUUACCAGGCCGUACCUUUGUUAUAACCCCGUGAUGGCCCAUUCCAAGAUCUAGCAAACGCCCACAACUCUAUUCCUGACGCUUCUCCGACAUAUAUAUAUAAGGACUUUUUCUAAAAAAGUAAAACGGACUCUUUUUUGGUGAUUGCGAAGAGGAUGGUCGAGGUUAUGUGUAAUUACAAAGAAAUUGUUCAACUCGCAGUUUCCUAGAACAAGAUGUUACGUGAACCUAAAAUUGGACGUGGAUUUGAUUGGGGACAAAAAUUCGAACGGUCAGUUCCGGCGUGUCGAAUAGAAAAUUAUCGUGUAAGUCGACGGAUAAAAGAUAAUAAGACUAUCGUUAUGCGACAAAUAAACGCGAAAGAACAAUGGUACACGAGUCACUGUCACAUCGUGGCAUACACUUGUACAUUUUAAAGACGCUUGAUAGACCGUAAACUCUGUGUACGAAAAUCAGACAAAAAAGAAAAUGCAAAAAGAUCUGAAAGAAACAUUUUAGAGGAUAAAUAACAUUUUCUCAUUGAUUGCAUUUCCGCUUGUAUUAGAAUUCUGCAGAAAAAAAAAAAAGGAUAAAGAAUGGUGGAAUACCAUUGUAAAUUAGUUAAUUUCAAAUUUUAAUAUGAUAAAAUAGUACAGAUCUGGAAAGAAAUAUUUUUCUAAUUCAUUUUUAGAAUAAUCAAAGCAGCUUCGUAGAAGCGUUUUAAGAAAAUACGAAAAAAAUGAAUUUUCGAGUAUAUAGAAACAAAAGUAACAAAAAAGGAACUAAUGUUAUCUUGAUGACGUAUUUCUCAGCAUUAUGAUAUUAUAUUGUAUUUAACUGAUGAAUAUCACACUCAUUUCUUUUUCUCUUUUUCUUAGCGAGUAAUAUUUUGUCACAAGAAGAAAUGAAAAGAGGUGUACCAUUCGUUCGUAGAUUUUAGAUUUGUUUAGAGGCACGAACGCAUUAUUGAUUUUUUUUUUUUUUUUUUUUUUCAAGUUGUUAUAGCAUCACACUCACACAAACAGACCUACACACACGUACACAUACAGUUCAAUGCACAGUGACAAACAAGCUGAAAAAGGGAAGCAAAACGAUGUACGUUAUCAACAACGUAGUACAUGAUAACUUCAUAAUCUAUAUAACAUGUUUUAUAUCGGUUGUCGGUGUUUUUGUUACGAAUCGAUUAAGUAUUGUUUAAACGUGUUAGAUGUUGCAUUUUUUUUUUAUACCUUCAAAGGUAUCUUUUCUUUCAUUUCCCUUUUUUUUCCAUUUGAAUUUAAGGACUGACUGCGUAUUAUACGUUUUCAUACACGCGACAUUUAAUUCCAACCAUAUAUAUAUAUAUAUAUAUAUAUAUAUAUAUAUAUAUAUAUAUAUACUUACGAAUAUGUAUUUCGAGAAAUAUUUAUGCAUAUCCUUGAGAGAGCGCCAUUUUAUUUUUUUAAGAUGGGUUGUCGACGUGUAUUCACCAAAUAGGAAUGUUCCUACCUCGAAAACGGUCAUCUUGAACAGAGAAUCGAGUACAACCAAAUUCUAACGAUCUUCUAUCCAAACAAUGUAAUUAAUUAAUUAAUGUCGUUAAACUUCCUCAAAGAUUGACUCUAUUCUCUUCCUUUUAUUUUAUUUUAUUUUAUUUUAUCUUUCUUUCUCUUUUUAACUUCCGCUGCACCGUACAUUUGGCGCCGCGUGUGCACCAAUUUCGGAACCAGUAAAUUCGUGAUACAGUUAAUUGUAUAAGCGUAAAUCUUAAAAGGAAAAAAAAUACAUAUACGUUGCUUAUUUAUUCUAACUAAUAUAAAGGAAGAAAAGUUUUUUUUUUUGGUUUUUACAUUCUUAGUAUAGUAUUAGAGACUAUGCGCGCGAUACGUCCCAUUUUACGAGGAAAGGAAAAAUUUUCUUCUCUGUCGUACAUUAAAAUUGAUUAACUAUAUAAUUUAAAAUGAUAAAUCGACGAUACAUUAGUAAUAGAUGUUUAAUAUUUCUUCUAUUUUUUUCCCGAUUGACUAUGUACGAUCUAUUUCCAAGCGAGAAGCAGAAUUGUAACGGUUUAUCUUUUUAAACGAGAAAAAAGAAUGGGACUAUUUGUGCGCAGUUAGGUCGCGCGAUUUCUUGCAAUUCGCGUUUGCAAGGAAUUUUAAAUACGCGUUUAUUAAAUUGUUGUGUAAUGUAAACCAAUACACUCUGUAUAUUGAGAGAGAAAUAUUCUGUAAAAAUUGUAAAUAGUUGAACACUUACAAUUCUAUGAUAACGGAGCGAUUUUAGAGCGAGAGUGAGAAUGAAACAAAGGGAGAGAGAGAGAGAGAGAGAGAGAACGCGUAGCUUUAGACCUUUCAGUUUAUCAUAAUUGUAAAUAGAAAAACGGAAAGCAAGAAACCCCUUUAAGUUGUAAAUGUAAGAAUCGCAGAACUGCUGAUCUAGGAGAAAAAUCCUUUUUAGCUUUAGAGACUUUGAGAUAGACUGUGCGCGUACCUUCAAUAUUGUUUCUGUACUUAUAGAAAUAUUCAGAUUCUACUUAUAACGAUUUAAAAAAAAAAAAAAAAGAUGAAGUCAACACAGAUACACACACACCGACACAAGGAAAAAAUGUGAAAAGAUAACCCAGCGAUUACGCAGGCAUAUACGAUAUGAACCCCGGUAGUACCAAAUUUAAACGGUAAUUUUAGUUCUGUCUGGUACAGAUUCCUUAUAUUUCAAUAAAAUCUUUAUUUGAAUCUUU
Bombus huntii is the source of this 8331-nucleotide messenger RNA. Its product is annotated as polycomb group protein Pc. Bases 3494 to 4765 code for a protein of 423 amino acids. The record is from RefSeq and is a predicted model, not a curated record. The transcript has 6 exons. Lineage: Eukaryota; Metazoa; Arthropoda; Insecta; Hymenoptera; Apidae.